Molecule: messenger RNA, 530 nt
Organism: Propithecus coquereli (Coquerel's sifaka)
Lineage: Eukaryota; Metazoa; Chordata; Mammalia; Primates; Indriidae
Gene: CALML6
Product: calmodulin-like 6
Molecular function (GO): enzyme regulator activity; calcium ion binding
Source: RefSeq, a predicted model, not a curated record
ACACGAGCAGGAAAAUAAUGACGGAGUGGUCACAGGUCCUAGGUGUACAUGGCGCGUCCAGAGGCCACGCGGAGACGGAGCGCCUGUCCGCGGAGCAGAUCAAGGAGUACAAGGGGGUCUUCGAGAUGUUGGACGAGGAGGGCAACGGGGAGGUGAAGACGGGGGAGCUGGAGCGCCUCAUGAGCCUGCUGGGCGUCAACCCCAAGAGCGAGCUGGCCUCCAUGGCCAAGGACGUGGACAGAGACAGGUUCUUCAACUGUGAUGGCUUCCUGGCCCUGAUGGGGAUUUACCACGAGAAGGCGCAGAACCAGGAGAGCGAGCUGCGGGUGGCCUUCCGCGUCUUCCACAAGGAGGGCAAGGGCUACAUCGACUGGAACACGCUCAAGUACGUGCUCACGAACGCGGGCGAGCCCCUCAACGAGGUGGAGGCAGAGCAGAUGAUGAAGGAGGCCGACAAGGACGGCGGCACCAUUGACUAUGAGGAGUCCGUGGCCAUGAUGACCGGAGAGUCCUUCAAGCUGGUCCAGUAG